GAGGGAAGUGUGAUGACGUAGAGGAGGGUGGUCCAAUAGUGUGUUGAGCAAACCGCAGAUCUGUUAACGUUAUUGAUAGUACACUGUGAUUGAGUUAUUACCAUCAGUCGUUUUUACCAUCAGUUCAACCAGCGCAGUUCCCUGUUCACCUGAGAGCUUACUACAGCCAGAGUCAGCAGGAUGGAGGAGGAGGAGGAGGCCAGGUGCUUCCUGGGGAGGUUUGUGGAGGAUUUCCCAGCUGCUCUGGAGGAAGACAGUCCACUGCCUGUCAACCCUCUCAGCCGCAAAGUCUCGCAGGAGGAGCUGCUUGGAGAGAGCCUGGAGCUGGGCCUGAGGCUGCUGGCUGCCAGGGAUGCUCCUGCGGGCCUCAGUGCUGUCCUGUGCCAAGCAGCACUGUCCCAGCUACUGCAGAACGACCUUUCACCUUUCCACUGCCUGCAGGAAGCUGAGGCUGACCACAAAGAGGAACAGAAAGUCGUCUUACUUGAGGCAGUGGCAGUGCAACGUCUCUUCCUAAACAAGCUGAUAAAUGUGGCGCUUGCAUGGCAUCAAAACUUCCCAAAGCUCCCACCCGCCCCCUCUCGUUUCCUCCGCUGCUCUGUCCACGCCAUCAAGAACACGAGGAGGAAGAUGGAGGAUAAGCACGUGGCCCUGGCUGAGUUCAACCAGCUCUUUGGGAUCCAGGAUGGAGUGGAGCGUGCCUACUACGCUGUGUUCGAUGGCCAUGGAGGGGUGGACGCUGCCACCUAUGCUGCCACUCACCUCCAUGUUGCUCUCAGUAAACAGGAGGCCCUGCAGAGUGACGCAUCCACAGCCUUUAAAACUGCCUUCAAACAUACAGAUGACAUGUUCAGAGGCAAAGCCAAGAGAGAGCGUCUGCGGAGCGGCACUACAGGCGUGACGGUGUUGAUCCAGGGUCAAGAGAUGACUGUGGCCUGGCUUGGAGACUCUCAGGCAUUACUGGUCAGAAAGGGACAGGCUGUAACACUCAUGGACCCCCAUAAACCAGACAGAGAGGAUGAGAAACAGAGAAUUGAGGAUCUUGGUGGCUGUAUCACCUUCAUGGGUUGCUGGCGUGUCAACGGAACCUAUGCUGUAUCCAGAGCUAUAGGUAGGUCAAUCACAUCCAACAAGAACAAGGAACACCAGAUUUGUAUGGAAUCCCUCUUUUCACUGCCGUUAACAUUAGAAUAA
Morone saxatilis (striped sea-bass) is the source of this 1194-nucleotide messenger RNA. It is a transcript of the gene ppm1f, whose product is annotated as protein phosphatase, Mg2+/Mn2+ dependent, 1F. Gene Ontology annotation, molecular function: protein serine/threonine phosphatase activity; cation binding. Gene Ontology annotation, biological process: protein dephosphorylation; negative regulation of protein kinase activity. The transcript is spliced from 7 exons. The coding region runs from base 181 to 1194 and encodes 337 amino acids. Lineage: Eukaryota; Metazoa; Chordata; Actinopteri; Moronidae. The record is from RefSeq and is a predicted model, not a curated record. Gene Ontology annotation, cellular component: cytosol.